AUGGCCGCGCUUAAGCGUGAGAGGGAAGAGGCAGUAGCUUUCUCAUCACGCGUCGCCAAACGCGGCAAACCCUCAGAAGAGCCAUUAAGACUGCUCUCUUUGCCUUCUGAGAUUCGCGCUCUCAUCUUGCGUGAGCUGCUCACUUCCGACGAACCACUAUUUUAUGAUCGGGAUCGAAGCAAGCCACGGCCGCAGCUUUGGCCCAAAGUCCUUCAGACAUGCAAGCAGGUCUACGAGGAAGGCCGGCAACUGCUCUAUUCUAAUGCCCUCGGUAUCCACAUAGGAAAUCCCAAUCCCGUAGGCAUACGAGUGAUGAAAUAUCCAAUAGGCCCACGCGAGUACGGACGAUGGGUGGUCAAAGAAGCGCGUACCCACGUUCUGGCACACAGCUAUGAUCUCGACUCCAGUCGCAGUCAACUAGGUAUCAAUGUGGUUGAAGGGUUUUCGAAGAUCAGCAUACGGAUUCGCUUAGACGACAGCAACGAUAUGGAAACACUGCGCUUGGCUUUGGAAAACAUCGUUCGCGAGGCUCCCGAAGGUCCGAACUGGGCCCACAUCAGCUUGGUCCUUGAUGGAGACGACCGUAUUGUCGACGAAACGACUUGGAGGAACUUCACAUGGGACGACCAAAAUUUUGUCCCACGUUCCAGAAUACCAGCCGGGCGUGAUGAGUACGAGUCUGAGUUAGACAUCAUCGCUGACGAGCCAAACAAUGGCAACAAGCAGCCGCGUCAUCUAUCAUCAUACAUAUUGCAACCACUUCUGCGGUGGCGAGAGCGAGAACUCGGUGACUGCGUUGGUAUAGCUGGCGAUAUAGCCGAGAAGCUGCGUAGCCAAAUGCGAAUGCCAAUGUCUGGUCGGAUUCAGCAUCUCGACAUUAUGCUCGAUGAGCUCCGAGAUUACUGCUUCGGCAUAUUGGGGCGUCCAGACCCAAAGGAAGACUAUACAGCUUGGGACGAUGACACACUCGGCGCGGUCACUUACGGGGGUCGUGCAUGGUCGAUCGAAGACUGUGGCGUGGAUGCCGUGCCGCUGUUGCGACUGAAGACUCUGCGCGUUUCCUCCGCCAACGACGGAUUGUUCUGGAUAUGA
This is a messenger RNA of Cyphellophora attinorum, 1092 nucleotides long. RefSeq lists its product as uncharacterized. Bases 1 to 1092 code for a protein of 363 amino acids. Lineage: Eukaryota; Fungi; Ascomycota; Eurotiomycetes; Chaetothyriales; Cyphellophoraceae. The transcript has a single exon. The record is from RefSeq and is a predicted model, not a curated record.